UCUCAAGUUCGCUUCACGUAACUUACCCAGAACUACCUCAAUAUGUUCCACAUGUUUUUCAAAACUCAGAGAGUAAACAUUCACAUCAUCAAUGUAGGCCAGCACAAAGUUCUACAUCGCUUGUUGCAGCACAUGAUCUAUCAAUUGUUGGAAA
Molecule: messenger RNA, 154 nt
Organism: Racocetra persica
Lineage: Eukaryota; Fungi; Glomeromycota; Glomeromycetes; Diversisporales; Gigasporaceae
Source: the annotation of a GenBank genome assembly